Acanthosepion pharaonis is the source of this 636-nucleotide messenger RNA. The record is from the annotation of a GenBank genome assembly. Lineage: Eukaryota; Metazoa; Mollusca; Cephalopoda; Sepiida; Sepiidae.
AUGGAGGAGAUGAUGAAAAUCCGUAUUCGGCAUGUGAAUCCACACAUUGUGUGUUCACUGUGUGCUGGAUACUUCAUUGAUGCAACCACUAUCACAGAAUGCCUUCAUACUUUCUGCAAGAGCUGCAUUGUUAAAUACCUCCAAAGUAGCAAAUGCUGUCCUCAUUUGCCUGGACUCUUUGAAAAUGAAGAGAAGAGACGUGAGGAGUUUUACAAUUCCCGUGGCCUAGGAAAUGAGAAGAAAGAUGGUGAUGAAAAAACUUUGUUGAAGCCAUCCACCAUAGUCAACAAUCCUGAAGGUCAUAAAUACAAAUAUGAUGAACAAAUUUGUCUUUGCUUAGAGCGAUAUGGGCCCCAAUGUGUACAGAAUGGUUCCUACCAGUUGAGGCCAUUAGAAAAAAAGUUUGUGCGAUGUUCCAUCCGAGUAUUGGUAUCUCAAGUGAAAUCCCUGCUACGGAAAAAACUUUCUUUACCUUCAGAUUUAGAUUUGGAUGUGCUGUGUCAAGAGGAGAGACUCCUUGAAGAGAUGAGCUUGAAACAGUUAUUCCUUAUGCACUGGUAUGACAAAGAUUCUCCAGUUGUCUUAUUUUACCGCCUCAAACAGCCGGAACUUGCACAAAAUGAACAAUUAUCAUGA